This is a messenger RNA of Nymphaea colorata (pocket water lily), 6980 nucleotides long. RefSeq lists its product as uncharacterized. The transcript is spliced from 4 exons. The coding region runs from base 684 to 6548 and encodes 1954 amino acids. The record is from RefSeq and is a predicted model, not a curated record. Gene Ontology annotation, biological process: protein processing. NCBI's taxonomy places the organism in Eukaryota, Viridiplantae, Streptophyta, Magnoliopsida, Nymphaeales, Nymphaeaceae. Gene Ontology annotation, molecular function: aspartic endopeptidase activity, intramembrane cleaving; protein binding. Gene Ontology annotation, cellular component: membrane.
GGUCCAUGCUUUGGACAUUCGGCGGGUCUGGCUGGAUUGGUCCCAAAAUGACGCUCCUCGGUCGGAUGUCAGGCGUCAGGCCUGUGUUCCAAAUGAACGUGUUUGUCCCGUCGGUGAACUUCAUUCAAGCAGGCCUCUUGAAGUACUUCAACCCUUUUGGGAUUCAAGACGAAGCGGGAAUCCCCGAGAGGUGGCGGUGCACCCCGCAAAUGGGUCACGCUCUUUCGGGCACCGCAGGGACGGGAGAACCCAGAUGUUGCCGGUGCUUCGAUUGAGAUGCGAAGGGGGGAUACCAUGGCCGGCUCUGAUGAUCCCCACCGGAUUAAAUCCCCGGGUUGACGUUUCAAACCCGCCGUCGUAGGCGAAAUACCUGCUGCUGUGGUAAGAAAGGGCAGACAGAAAGGAAGUGCCCGUCGCAAAAGCUUCUUCGUUAUUUUCUCUUUGUUCCAUUUUGGAUACCAGCUAGAAACGCGAAAUAUAUAUGCCUUUACGUUAUUACCUUUCUUCUUCUUCUGUUCCAGUUUCCAGGUUGAUGAUUUUUCUUGCUAUAUGUUGCUUGGGCUUGUUCUAGAAUUCUCUUCAUCCUGUGGAUUCUUGGGAAAUCUGUGUUUUUGGCAUUUAACUGUUACUAACAUGUGAAAAAAGACAAGAUACUGCUUGCUCAUGUAUGAAAUCUUCAGCAAAUGAUGAGACCUAUAUCGAUUUUCUCAUACGUAUCGUCAUUGACUCUGUUAUCUUGGAGGCACCACCACUAUACUGCCCGUUCAUACUCGGCUUCCGCAGGAUCCAAACUUGCCAGCAGAGACAACAAUAGUGUCAUCCAUAAGAAACAUUUGCCUGCCCACCCGUUCAUUACGCGGUCAGAAUCUGGUCAUUGUAGUUGUUCAAGUGAAGUCCAUAAACAAGAACGUGGGGUUCUGCAAAGUCUACACAAUAGCUCUAGCCAUGAUGAGAUCGAGAAGGCAAUGGCUGCUUUCCGUGAUAUGCGAUUUUGUCGUGUUCAUAAACCGUCAGAGAUUUUUUGCACCCGCUUGUUGGGUGUUCUUGUGAAAAGGGGCAGGUAUGAAGAUGGCUUCUCAGUCUACUUCAAGAUGGUGGGCGCUGGGAUUUCUCCUAGUUUAGUUACUCUCAAUAUCUUGCUCAAUUGUUUCUCUAAGGCUCACCAGAUUGAAUCUGCAUUUGCAGUGCUCGGUGGUGUUCUGAAGGCCGGGUUCUCGCCCUCUGCUAUCACUUUUAAUACGCUGAUUGAUGGACUGCUUAAGUCAAGUAGGCUGGAUGAAGCUUUAGCGUUGCAGGCUUCCAUGAGCGCUGAGGGUUGUGAUCCUGAUGUGUUUACCUAUAAUUGUCUUAUAGAUGGAGCUUGUAAAAUGGGUAGGCUUGGGGAUGCACGGUCUCUGUUACGAGAGAUGGCUGUCAAAGAGAUUGUUGCAAAUACGGUUACCUACAACACAGUUAUUGACGGUCUUUCUAAGGAAGGGCUUGUGGAUGAGGCUUAUGAACUCUACAAAGAGAUGAAUGCAAAUGGAAUUUGCCCUAAUGUUGCAACUUUCACCAGUUUGAUCCACAGACUCUGCAUUGCUAGGCGGUGGCAAGAAGCAAAAGCAUUGUUUAAUAAGAUGUUAGAUUCAGGAAUCAAACCAAAUGUUGUAACAUUCAGUGCACUUGUUCAUGGUUUUAGUGAACAUGGAAUGAUAGAUGAAGCCAUUCAAUUUGUUGGUUUGAUGCUUAAAAUAGGCGAGUCUCCUAAUGGAUAUACAUUUACACCAAUUAUACAAAAUCUAGCUAAAAAAAGUAGAAUGGGUGUAAAUGGUUUAUCUAAGACCGAUGGCAUAGAUGAAGCCCAAGCAUUGCUUCGUUCUAUGCUAACUGAAGGUUACCGGCCGGAUGUGUUUAUCUAUAAUUCUCUUUUUGAUGGGCUUUGCAAAGCAGGCCGGCUUGAGCAGGCAAAUGCUUUGUUACAUGAAAUGAACAUGGUGGGGAUAAGACCCAAUUUGGUUACUUAUAGCAUGAUCAUUGAUAGGCUUUGCAAGGAAGGGUUUCUUGAUAGAGCCAUGGAAGUAUAUGAGGAGAUGAAUAGAAAGGGUAUCUUCCCAGACUCAGUUUAUAUCUUCACCAUCUUGAUCAACAGAUUAUGCAUUGAGAAUAGAUGGCAAGAAGCGAAGGAAAUGCUCAAUAACAUGUUCAACCGGGGCGUUAGACCUGAUGUUGUUACAUUUAAUAGCAUUAUUGAUGGGUAUUGUAAGGAAGGAAGAGUAAAUGAUGCUCUUGAUGUCAUGACUGUUAUGUUUGAGGUGGAAGAACUGCCUAAUGUGUAUACUUGCAACAUUGUCAUGGAUGGUCUUUCCAAAGAAGGGAGAAUGGAUGAAGCGAUGCAGUUAGUCACUUACCUUCUGAAGAGUGGAAACUGCUUGGAUAUUCCGACUUACGGCAUCCUUAUAAGUGGUUUAUGCAAGUCUGGAAGGGUGGAUGAAGCAGCAUCCAUCUAUAACUACAUGCUGUGCAUUGGUUUUGAGCCUAAUGUGGUCAUAUAUAAUUGCCUGAUAGAUGGGUUUUGUAAGAUGGGCAAGAUUAAUGAUGCUAAGGUUUUGGUGAAUGAAAUGGUACUAGGGGGAACCAGUAUCGAUGUCGUUACAUGCAACGUGUUUAUUGAUGCUCUAUGUAAAGAAGGCCUUCUGGAUGAAGCUUGGAAGGUUUUUGAAGAGAUGCUAGGGAAAGGUCUUUGUCCUAGUGUCAUUACUUUUAAUAUUUUCAUUCACAAUCUCUGCCGUCAUGGGCGACAUGAAGAUGCAAAGGCAUUAAUCAGUGAGAUGUUGGUCCGUGGAAUAAAACCAGACAGAGUUACUUGUAAUGGAUUGUUUAGUGGACUCCACAAAAGCACGAGCAUUGAUCAUACUAUUGAUUUUCUUCGCGGCGUAGCUGAGAUGGACAAUGUCUGGUCUGAAAGACCAAGAUUUGGUAUAAUGGAGAAGAGUAUUCUGGAAGAGUUGGGCCUCGAAAUUAUUGGGGUGAUGGCGCCGGUAUCAAUUUGUAUGUUUCUCGUGGUUCUUCUAGUUUACACCAUUGUUCCACAAGGGUCAGAAUCUCCAAUUAGCUCAGCAGCCACCCUAGUUUACCUGGAGAAACCCACGGACUCAAACACAGAGAAGUUUGAAGGUGCACUUUUGAAUGCCGUGGUUUUCGUGAUACUGAUAGCAGUGGUUACGUUUAUUUUGGUUUUGCUCUACUACUAUCGUUGCACUAAUUUUCUGAAGAAUUACAUGCGCUUCUCAACAUUUAUCAUUCUUGGGUCUAUGGGGGGAUCCAUUUUCUUAUCCAUUAUUCAGCAUUUUUCCAUUCCACUUGAUGUGAUCACGUGCUCUAUAUUGCUUUACAACUUCUCCGUUGUUGGUGUGCUCUCGGUCUUUUCUGGUGGUGUCCCCAUUCUUGUCCGGCAGAUUUACAUGGUUGUGUUGGGAAUAACUGUUGCUGCCUGGUUUACCAAGCUCCCUGAGUGGACCACUUGGGUGAUCUUAGUUGCACUGGCUUUGUAUGAUCUGGUUGCUGUUUUGGCACCUGGUGGACCAUUGAAGCUUCUAGUUGAGCUCGCUUCAAGUCGGGAUGAAGAGCUUCCAGCCCUGGUCUAUGAGGCUCGUCCUACAGUUUCACGCCGUGAGGACUCUGCACUGAAUCUUUUGGUUGCUGGUGUUUCAGCAUCAGCAGAAGUCAGAGAGGAGAAUCCAAGUCCUCAAGUUAGACCAGCGGUUGAACUUCAGCCUGCCAGAAGCCCUACAAGGGUGAUACAUUCUUCAGAAAGUGCUGAAUAUCAGAUGAUUUCAUAUGAGGGACAUACUUCUAGAAACAGAGAUACUGUGCAUGGGAAUGCACAGACAUUCGGAAAUAUACUCACUGAAUCAACUGGUAUGGAGUUUGAGAGGAAUGAUGAGGAGGAAUCACCUUUGGUGAGUCACAAUGAUACAGAUGUGGAGGCGGGGACCCAUAGGAUUGAAGACGGUAUAAGUGAGUUAUCAAUGUCCCAAGGCAUCAAGUUGGGCCUUGGUGAUUUUGUUUUCUAUAGUGUUCUUGUGGGUAGAGCUGCUAUGUAUGACCUGAUGACUGUGUAUGCAUGCUAUAUUGCAAUCAUAUGUGGCCUUGGUUGCACACUCAUACUGUUAUCAAUAUGUCAUCAUGCUCUGCCUGCUCUUCCUAUCUCUAUAGCAUUGGGAGUCAUCUUCUACUUUAUGACUCGCUUACUGAUGGAACCAUUUAUUGUUGGUACUUCAACAAGCCUGAAAUACAAUGAUGCUAGUGAUUUGUACUCUGUUGACUUAAAAGAAGCAUUUCCUUUCACUUACAGUUGUCUAUUUCUGAUGUACCGCCUUUUUACUGCCCGUUCAUUAUCAGCUUCAGUAGGAUUGAAACUUGCCAGCAGAGGCACAAAUAGUGUCAUCCAUAAGAAACACUUGCCUGCUGAUCCAUUCCUUACACGAUCACUAUCUGGUCAUCUUAAUUGUUUAAGCAAAGUCCAUAAACUAAACUAUGAGGUUCUGCAAACUUUGGACAAUAGUUCUAGCCAUAAUGAGAUCGAGAAGGCAUUGGCUGCUUUUGACGAUAUGCGAUUUUGUCGUGUCCAUAAGCCGUCAGUAAUUUUAUGCACUCGUUUGCUGAGUGUUCUUGUGAGAAGGGGCAGGUACGAAGAUGGGUUCUCGGUCUACUUUAAAAUGGUCAACUCUGGGAUAUCUCCUAAUUUAGUUACUUUCAAUAUCUUGCUCAAUUGCUUCUGUAAAGUUCGCCAGAUUGAAUCUGCAUUUGCAGUGCUUGGUGGUAUUCUGAAGACCGGGUUCUCACCCUGUGCUAUCACUUUCAACACGCUGAUUGAUGGUCUGAUUAAGUCAGGCAGGCUGGAUGAAGCUUUACAGUUGCAGGCUUCCAUGUGUGCUGUGGGUUGUGAUCCUAACGUGUCUACUUACAAUUGUCUCAUAGAUGGAGCUUGUAAAAUGGGUAGGCUUGGGGAUGCAAGAUCUCUGUUACGAGAGAUGGCUGUCAGAGAUAUUGUCGCAAAUCUAGUUACCUACACUACAGUUAUAGAUGGUCUUUGUAAGGAAGGGCUUGUGGAUGAGGCUUAUGAACUCUACAAAGAGAUGAAUGUAAAGGGAAUUUGCCCUGAUGUUGUAACUUUCACCAGUUUGAUUCACAGACUCUGCAUUGCUGGGCAAUGGCAAGAAGCAAAAUCGUUGUUUAAUAAGAUGUUAGAUUCAGGAAUCAGACCAAAUGUUGUAACAUUCAAUGCACUUGUUCAUGGUUUUACUGAACAUGGAAUGAUAAAUGAAGCCACUCAAUUUUUUGGUUUGAUGUUUAAAAUGGGUGAGUCUCCUAAUGGAUAUACAUUUGCACCAAUUAUAGGAAAGCUAGCUAAAAAAGGUGGAAUGGAUAUAAGAGGUUUAUCUAAGGCUGGUGGAAUAGAUGAAGCCAUAGCAUGGUAUCGUUCUAUGCAAGCGGAAAGCUACCUGCCUGAUGUGUUUAUCUAUAACGGUCUUAUUGAUGGAUUUUUUAAAGCAGGCCGUUUUGAUCUGGCUAAUGAUUUGUUACAUGAAAUGAACAUGGUGGGCAUUAGACCCAAUUUGGUUACGUACAGGAUGAUCCUUGAUAGCCUUUGCAAGGAAGGUUUUCUUGAUAGAGCCAUGGAAGUCUAUAAGGAGAUGAAUGAAAAUGGUAUGUUCCCAGAUACAGUUAUCUUCACUAUCUUGAUCAACAGAUUCUGCAUAGAAGGACGAUGGCAAGAAGCAAGAGAAAUGCUUAAUAACAUGUUGAACCAGCGAAUUAGACCUAAUGGUGUCACAUUUGCUAGCAUCGUUUCUGGGUACUGUAAGAAUGGAAGAGUAAACAAUGCACUUGAUGUUGUGAGUUUUAUGUUUGAGGUAGGUGAACUUCCCGAUGUGUAUACUUACAACAUUAUCAUGGAUUGUCUUUUCAAAGGAGGGAGAAUGAAUGAAGCAAUGCGGUUAGUCACUUACCUUCUCAAGAGCGGAAACUGCUUGGACAUUCGGACUUACGGCAUCCUUGUAAGUGGUUUAUGCAAGUCUAAUAGGGUGGAGGAAGCAGUAUCUAUCUAUAGAUACAUGUUGUGCAUCGGUUAUGAACCUAACGUGGUCAUAUAUAAUUCCCUUAUAGAUGGACUUUGUAAGAUAGGCAAGAUUAAUGAUGCUAAGGUUUUGAUGAAUGAAAUGGUACUAAGGGGAACCAGUAUCGAUGUAGUUACAUGCAACGUGUUUAUUGAUGCUUUAUGUAAAGAAGGCCUUUUGGAUGAAGCUUGGAUAGUAUAUGAAGAGAUGGUAGGGAAAGGUCUUUGUCCUAGUGUCAUCACUUUUAAUAUUUUUAUUCACAAUUUUUGCCGUCAUGGGCGGUAUGAAGAUGCAAAGGCAUUAAUCAGUGAGAUGUUGAUCCGAGGAAUAAAACCAGACACAGUAACUUUUAAUGGAUUGUUUAGUGGACUCCACAAAAGCACGAGCGCUGAUCAAAUUAUUGAUUUUCUUCGUGGCAUAGCUGAGAUGGACAAUGUGUGUUCAUCAUAAAUGCAUGGUUGUUACCAAAAGUACUGUAUGUACAUAAGAUGGAUUAGUUGUUGCUUCAUCGUCUGGAAGGGUUUUUGAUGGGCAUUCUCAUUACAUUGUCUACUAUUAAGGAACUUGAGAAACAAACAAACUAGAACCUGGGAAGGCUAAUCGGUUAAGUGCACCGACAUCAUUAAUAACUACUUGAUGCAACUCAUUUCAUGGUCCAUGCUGCAGAAACGUGCCAAGGGGAACACCUACGUCACUCUGGAUGAUGUUGGUUGGUUGCAAUUAGCUGUCGCUGCGUGCAAGUGUUGUGAUCGGCCUAAAAUUUCCAUGUUUAUAUGCCUGAACUUUUUUCAGAGUGAAUGUCAGCUGAAAAUCUUUACCUUUUCUACGACUAGAAUGACUGACAUUUCAGGGGAAAAGGUCGGCCUUGAGGUCCGUUUACUU